AUUACCCCGUUUACCUGAUUAAGAUAGCGGUUAAACAGUAGGUGUGACCGGUAAACAUGGGAUGUUUACUCUUCUUAGACACCUGAUCCAAUCUUUCCUAUGUUUGCGCUACUCUUGAUUUUGUAUUAUAAGGAUUGUUAGUAUAUUUGAUUGAUUUUUGGUGAUAAUUGUAUCACAUAUCUACAUAUCUCUAGUGAAUCGAAACUAAAUCUGAGUAUGAAUAUUGAUGAAUAUGUUUAUAUUUAUACAAUGAAUCGAAACUAAAUCUAACUGAGUAUGAAUAUUGAUGAAUAUGCAUAUAUUUAUACAAUGAAUCGAAACUAAAUCUAAUUGUGUAUAAAUAUUGAUGAAAUUGUAAAUAUUUAUCCAUUGAAUCGAAAGUAGAUUUAAUUGAAUAUAAAUAUUGAUGAUUUGAAUCGAAACUAUAUCUAAUUGAAAAUGAAUAUUAAUGAAAACGUAUGCAGAAGUAGGACUAAUCAAAUUGAUGAGAUAGCAUUACCAUGCAAUAACAUAGGAAACACUGAGAGAUCCCAAGGAAACGGAGCGUUAAACUAAUGAAAAGUUGUUCAUUCGAGGCUACAAACUUGCAUUAAACACUCCAUAACAUGCAGAGCUUUAUAUAAUUUAGAAACAUUUUCACACUAUUUGCCAGUAACAUGUCGAAUUUUCAAACCAAUUUUGCAUGUCUGAUUUUGUCAUUACUUUCAGGGAUCGGAUAUGAGAUAGGUAUUUUUAAAACCAAAUUAACUUUUUAUAAGUCAGUAUACAAUCUGUACAUAUUUUAUCAAAUUUUGCAAUUAAGGAAAUCCAAUUUUCUUAGAAUGCAAUCUUUAUGACACACGAAAUCAAUUGAAUGUAGUCUUUUCUUCUAGGGAAUGUUCUGCACCAAAAGUUUUGUUUGAAAAAGAUAAUUUGAUAGAUGAACACAAUCUUUCUUGCUAUUCGCACAAGAUAGCACGUCGAGGGGACUCCGAUAAGCACAGAAUGCUGGGUUUGGGGACAGUUGCUCUGUACAUACUCCUUGUUGCAUCAUUACCAACAACUACACCGGAAACGGAAACAACGGAUUCCACCUCGAAUAGUACAGGAAGUAGAACGAUGACAGAUGUAUCAACCGUUGAGGUUACUGAUGUUACAGAGGAAUCAACCGUUGAGGUUACUGAUGUUACAGAUAAGACAACCGUUGAGGUUACUGAUGUUACAGAUAAGACAACCGUUGAGGUUACUGAUGUUACAGAUAAGACAACCGUUGAGGUUACUGAUGUUACAGAUAAGACAACCGUUGAGGUUACUGAUGCUACAGAGGAAUCAACCGCUGAGGUUACUGAUGUUACAGAGGAAUCAACCGUUGAGGUUACUGAUGGGGCACUAACUGAAAACACUCUAGGAACGACACCAGAUUUCCAGCCCCUUUCUGUGCCACUAUUUAACUCAUCUAUACUUGGUAACAUAACGGAGUUUCAUGUUGGCAUGGAGACAGUCGUCAUGGAAACAAUAACUUUACCGGAGGGAUGCUUUCCAGAAGUCUCAUUCGUCGCAGGCUUCCCAAGAGUGGAACAUGUUGACAUCAGGAGAAAAGAGUGUGUGUUUGGGAGGAAUGUAAAGAAAGAGCACUUUUGUAUCUCACAUCUCCACGCUUUUAAAUCGAACUCUUACGAACAGUGAGGCCCAAAAGAUACUUUCGUCCACACGCGGUGGGUACAAAUGCUUAUCGCUGCCCUCAUAUAUUGCCUAAAAGCCGAUUAGAAGACAUCAUAUAACCACCCAACUGCAGGGAAACAU
Messenger RNA from Ostrea edulis (European flat oyster), 1782 nucleotides. RefSeq lists its product as uncharacterized. The record is from RefSeq and is a predicted model, not a curated record. The transcript has 4 exons. NCBI's taxonomy places the organism in Eukaryota, Metazoa, Mollusca, Bivalvia, Ostreida, Ostreidae. The coding region runs from base 985 to 1665 and encodes 226 amino acids.